UCGGGGGCUUCCUCUUCACGCCUGCGAAUAGGAUACAUGAGCUCUGAUUUCGUUGAUCACCCUACGGCAGACCUGAUUCUAAGAGCGCUCCUGCUACAUGACAAAGAUCGUUUUGAUGUUUAUUGCUACUCCAUCACUAACCAUGCUAACUCCGAGUAUCGUCGGAGAUUGAAGCACCACAUACCUAACUUCAAGAAUCUUGCAAAGAAGGACUCAGACGACAAGUGUGCAGAGAUCAUCGCUCAAGAUGGGAUCCACAUCCUCAUCAACCUCAACGGGCACACUGCAGGAGAUCGCAAUGGGAUCAGUUCAUUGCGUCCUGCUCCAAUCCAGGUGGUUUACUUGGCAUAUCCUGGAACAUCUGGAGCUGAUUAUAUUGAUUUCAACGUUGUGGACGAUCAUGUUUGUCCGCCAGAGCAUCGCGAGUUUUACAGCGAGAAGCUGAUUAGAAUGCCACACUGCUACCAGGUCAACUCGUUUAACGAUCUCUACCAAGACGUGCUGAGGUCAGAGACGCUCCCUAAAAGACGCGAUCACUUUCUGCCAGACAAACCUGCAGUUGUCUUGUGCAACUUCUGCCGCCUGGGAAGAAUCUCUCAGGAGCUCUUCGAUGCAUGGCUCAGGAUCAUGCGGAGAGUGGAAGGAAGCAUUCUCUGGCUCUACAGUCAUCCCCGAGCGGCAGCUAAUCGUCUCAGGGACUAUGCUCGCCGUCAAGACUUCCCGACCGAUCGGAUCAUCUUCGCUCCUCCCUGUAGCCCCAAGUUGCAGCACAUGAAGCGUCUUACUCUCGCAGACCUCUACCUCGACACUCUGGUGUAUAACGGACACACCACCGCAAGCGAUGUGCUGUGGGCUGGUGUUCCCAUAGUAACAGUGAAGGGAAGCAACUGGCCCUCGCUGGUUGCAACAUCUCUUGCUCGCAGCGUUGGGUUGCCAGAGAUGGUUGCGACAUCAUUGGAGGAGUACGAGGAGAUGGCCGUUGAUCUCGCCAGCAACCCUGAGAAGCUGCAAGGAUUACGCUCGAAACUUUGCAGAAAUCGACUGACGCAACCUCUGUUUGACAAUGAGCGUUGGGUGAGAAGCUUUGAGAACGCCUUAGAAACGAUAUGGAAGACCUGGGAGAAUGGAGAG
This is a messenger RNA of Guillardia theta CCMP2712, 1131 nucleotides long. RefSeq lists its product as hypothetical. The annotation marks the transcript as partial. The record is from RefSeq and is a predicted model, not a curated record. Lineage: Eukaryota; Cryptophyceae; Pyrenomonadales; Geminigeraceae. Gene Ontology annotation, biological process: protein O-linked glycosylation. The transcript is spliced from 3 exons. Gene Ontology annotation, molecular function: glycosyltransferase activity.